Molecule: messenger RNA, 1767 nt
Organism: Exophiala dermatitidis NIH/UT8656
Lineage: Eukaryota; Fungi; Ascomycota; Eurotiomycetes; Chaetothyriales; Herpotrichiellaceae
Exons: 2
Coding region: 1-1767 (588 amino acids)
Source: RefSeq, a predicted model, not a curated record
AUGUCGGUCAGAACAGUGCCUACAGUCCACGACGGGAGACAAUCUCGUCUCGCUCCCAGGCGUCGGGCGCAGCCAACAUGGUUUCUUACGGCAUGCCUCCUGAUAAUGGUACUGAUUAUGCCUUGCCACUGCGUGGGACAUGAUGGCUCGUUUCUGAAAGAUUCCGAUGCGAGCGGGAGCCUGGCUGGCAGCUACAGCAGCGACUAUCCUAUUUUCUCUCCCAACUUUGCUGCGUCGUUCUCUUCUGCUAUCCAAUCGACAGAUACCAUGAACACCCAAAAUUUUGCAAGUCUGGCGACUACACCAACGAUCCCAACUAUGGCUCUCACCGUCACUGGGUCUGCAGCCACGUCCUCGUUACUUGGCUCCUUGACAUCGCAGCCACUUUCGGGAGGGCCUCCAUCGUUUGCAAGCUACUCUUCGUUUGCCGGCGAAGCAGGAACUCAAACUGGUGGGCCUCCUGCUGCUUGGUCUUCAAACGCCCCGAACAUCUCCCAGACAGUCUCUUCUACAGUAACUGUCCACUCGACAAAGACAUUCUAUACUACUUCUUCGACCGAAGCGACUGUGUUGUUACCUUCGUCAGCACAACUGUCACAACAGCCAGGAGGCAACACCACUCCAGGCUUGACCAUUACCGUACUUCCUAUUGGUCCUAUCUCGUCUGGUCUCUCCACUGGCAAUGGUACCACUAUCAAUCCUGAAUCAGCAGAUUCGGACGCCACAACAGCUGUGCCAGCUACCGUGUCGAUCACCAGCAGAUAUCUGUCUACGUCCACCACGACCGUAUAUAUCACGCCUACAGUAGCACCGUCCAGGACGACCACGACGGUGACGGUUAUGGAAACGCCCUUGACAAGCUGUUCUGGUGAUGCUUGCAGUGCUCAGAGCACCUCCAUAUCCGGUCUUGCCAGUUCUGUUACCAGCAACUCCACGUCUGCACUCUCCGACCUCGCCUCAAGCAACCUCCUCAGCCAGCCGAGUACGACCACCGAUGACGCAUAUUCAACAUUCUGGCAGAGCUACUCGAGCUAUAUGGCUGCCCACCCAAACCCGUCUGGCACCGGUCAACCUGGACCCGAAACGAAAACCAGCAGCACCCUCACAUUCGCAGGAUCAGAUUCGGGUCAAAGCUCGCUCAGUAUGAACGGUUCAACAGGAUCAACGUCACUAUCACCGUCAGUGCCCCUAACCUCAACUCCGCCCUCGGCCUCCAGCGCACCACCGAAGCCAUCAUCUCUACCUCCCGGAAUAUUCUUUUUCCCGGACACAGACGGAAUCGGAUACUCCUGGUCCCGUAUGACAUUGUCAGGGGGCCAUCUUAUAGCGACCAGACUGGGCCCGAUGACCACGACCUGCGUGCCCACUACAACAGUGACUACAGUGGGCGAGGAUGGAGUCACCAAGAUCGUUCCGCAAUGCAAGGCUGGCCCAGGUCCGAUGGUUACUCCGGCAGUGACGACCGUACCCACAACCGAGUCUGUAAAGUCGACUGCAGCUCCCGCCAACAGUAGCAGCAGCAGCAGCAGCAGCAGCAGCAGCAGCAGCAGUGUAUCUAGCGCCACCACAGCCUUAGCAUUACUAAAAAAUGCCGAAGAUCCAAUGCAUCAAUCAACUGCUGAUGACAUCUCGGUUACGCUUACGGCUGAGGCUUCUGCGACCCCUUGGGUUCCUCUUAUAAACGGUCCAGAUGGCACAAGUACUCCCCGUCGGCGGAAUAGGUCGUCUAAAGGCAAAGUAUGGAGCGGAUUCUGGCCCUUUUGGUAG